Messenger RNA from Bactrocera oleae (olive fruit fly), 1815 nucleotides. RefSeq lists its product as uncharacterized. The record is from RefSeq and is a predicted model, not a curated record. NCBI's taxonomy places the organism in Eukaryota, Metazoa, Arthropoda, Insecta, Diptera, Tephritidae.
GUGAAAGUAAAUUUAUUUGUGGCUUGUUGCAUAUCAUUCUUUACAAGAGAAUUAACUCUCAAAAAAUUAAAGUUACAUACAUAUGAACAUAUAUCUCUGGAAUAUUGGAUUUGUAUUGCAAAUAUUAGUUACUUAAGUUUUUUUCUCAUCCAUGGCGAGUUUUAAUACGGCCAAUUGACAGUUUGAUAAUUAUUAUUAGCCGUUAUACCAUUUCUUGUUUUCAACUUCCCUUAUUGACAUGCAAUUUCCAUCAAAGAUGUGAAAAGUAUGUACAUAUGUUCCCAACUUGCCAAGUACAACAUGAAUUACACUGGUGUUUUGCCGUCAAGGCCCUGCUGAGGAUACAAGUAGCUUUGCUUUUUACAUUAUAAAAUGAAAUCAAUUUUAACUCUUGAAAGUGUGUUUAUAAAUUAAAAGUUAUUUGUCUUCAUAUUUCAUAAGCAAAAUUUUAAGUGUGCCAAAAGUUUAAAAACAUUUGACAAAAAAAUAUUGAAAACUAAAUAGUAAACCUUUAGCGAAACGAGCAAUAAGCAAAGCGAUCAUCGCGUCAUUUCUUUAGUUUAUGGAAAGCGGUUUCCAUUCUACACAGCAAAAGCUAGAGGAUCAGCCUACUGAGCCAGUUGAAGAGGAAUAUUUAAGUAGCAACGCGAUCGAUCAUCGCACGCCAAAGAAUAGUCGACAACGUUUGAUUCCGCUGACCCAACAAGUGGUUAACGCUAUGAUGGAUUUUAACGGCUCCCAAUCGAGCACCAGCGUCUCGGAAAAAAACUUCUACAACACAUUCUCGAUAACUUGUUUGGUGCGCGAAGAGGUGCAAAACAUUUUGCAAGAACUAUGCGUCACCGAUCAGUUCAUACGCAAAGAAGAGAUCGACGCGCUCAUAGAACGAUGUCUACGUGAAAAAGUGCAUAUCGAAAGCAAAAGUCAAACGGUCAGUGCAGAAUCUUUGCCGGAAGAAAAUCAAGAGAUCGAAGUCACUGUUGAAAUGCUAAAUGAGACAGACAAGAAUAAGUUAAUCGUUGAGAAUUUUCAAAUACUUGAACAACGUAUUACCAAUUUGGAAGAGCGCAUUUCUACGGUUUUGCAGACGGUGCCGAAAUUACGCCACUUACAGGCGAAAAAAUUCAAAAUCAAUACAGAAGUCAUACGGGAGGAGUUACGCAAUGUUAUGCAAAGAAUGGUCAUUGAUGAUGCUACAAAGCCAGUAACGACCAACGAAGCGAAUACAACUUCGAAGAGUAAUGUCAAUGAAAACAGCACUUUGGCAACGAUAAGUGAUGGCAAAACAGAAGAAACGAUUUUAGAAAAUAAAGUGAAUCCCUACGAUGACAUGUACUACGCUGAGCGUCAAAAUGCUAUGAAUAUACUGAAUUAUAAAAAAUCCAAAGCCACUAUGGAACUCAAUCGCAGGCCAUAUUUAAGUCCACAUAUAAAACCGAUUGUUCAAGAAUUGGGGAAUAUCAAAUUUAAACCCAAACAAAAGGCAGCUUUUAUCACCGAGUAAAAUCGCUAUAUAUACAUACAUAUAUGUAGAUUAGUGAAGUUUCGGAGAUGCAUUUCAUAAAUCAAAUCAAGUCAAAUUUCUAUUAUAUUAAAAACAAAUCUUAGUUUAUUAGCAAACAGUUAUGUGGAAAGCGAAAUAUAAAAAAUGCAAACCGCAAAAUAUUAAAAUGAAAUGUGUCUAUGCAUGUUUCGUAUAUGUAUAUGUAUGAAUGUGUCUGUGUGUAAAAAGUAGUUUAUGAGUAUUUGACUACAUUGUAACAUCAUUUAGUACGGUAUCGCUUAUAUCGAAUAAAUUAUCAUCAUCGGCAAUCA